AUCCUCUUCCGCCACCUUCGAAGCCCGCGCGGCCCGCGGAUAAUGAUCGUCCCAGGAUAGGCAGCAAAAUUUACCUCUACUCGGCCGUUUCACCCAAGCCCGGAAGAACGUCGUCAUGUGCGGCCGAAUGGCAUGUGCCCUGAACAAGGGCUGCCUGCAACAUGCCUGCCAGUACCAAGACGCCACCGGCCAGUACCGGUGUCCGAAGUGGGUCGACCUCAACAGCCAGGGCAAAUAUAAGCCCUCCUACAACAUUUCUCCACGGACGUACCACCCGGUUCUGCUCAACAGCUGCCUGGCCCCCGGUGAUAAGAGGGUCAAGAAGGAGAAGGGGGUGGACGAAGGUGUCAUCAUGACCUCCAUGCGCUGGGGCCUGGUCCCCUCGUGGCACACCAGCGACCCCCGCAACUUCCUCUUCAACACGGUCAACUGCCGGGUGGAGGAGUGUAUGGAGCGCCGCAGUUUCAAGGGAGCCAUCGCCGCCGGGCGGCGCUGCGUAGUGCCCGCAGAGGGGUUCUUCGAGUGGCACAAGGAAGACAAGACGUCUCGACAGCCCUACCUGGUCUACUUCCGCCAGCCCAAGGCGGUCUCGAUGGCCGUCCGCACCUGGGACGACAUCUCGGACGCCCAUCAGCUCAUGCAGGGCGGCCAGUGGGCAGGGCCCAGGCUCCUCACCAUGGCGGGCCUCUUUGAUGUCUCCACGUGUGAGGAGGAUCUGUACAGCUUCACAAUUCUCACAAUGAACUCGCCAAAGUACCUGCAGUGGCUUCACGACCGAGUGCCUGUCAUCUUGAGUGGAGAAGAUGCCGUUGCUGAAUGGUUGGACCCGAACAACAGUUUUGAAAAGCUGACACGGUCGGUGCACUGCCCCAAAGACCUCGAGUGGCACCCCGUUUCCUCGGAGGUCGGCAAAGUCACCAACAAUAGCGUCAAGUGUGUCCUGCCCAUCUCAAAGACCAGCUGCACGGAAAGGGCGACGUCGCUGUCACCCUCGUCAUCUGGCAGCAGUACAGUUGAAGAUGCCGCAGCGCAGAGAACUCCGGCUUCUCCUGUUGUGCAGCACAAUCAACGCUGGACCUGUGAGGCUGCACAGCAGUACCAGAGAAGGGCCAAGCGACAGCUGGAUUUGGAGGAUGAGAACAUACACCUUGAGGGAAAGUAUAGAAAUGGUGCCAUACAGGCUGCAAACGCAACCCUCGCUGCAGCAAAUGCUGCACGGAGUUUCUAUGCUUUAGGCGAGGAAGUGCUCAGGGAGAAAAGAGAACUCGUUAGACUUGAAACUACUCGAGCACAGCUGCAAAUUGAACUGAUAAAAAGACAAUUAGGGCAAGAUUAACUCAUGUAAUAAUCUACUUGCAUUUUUUGUGAUUGAGUUUUAUACAUAUUUUGUGUUUUUUCUGAACUAUAUAUUGUGUUUGCACGAUUCUAACGCGCACUUUUUUUCGCCAAAAUUGGUGCCUAAAAUUGCAUGCGCAUUACAAUCAAAAUUGAAAACCAAAACUGAAAAGAAAAACGCAGUACUCGGUAUAAGGCAGCUAGCCCAAUCGCCUUCGUGACCGUUCGUUUACAUUCGCCAUUUUCGUAUCCGUAUCGCGCAUUCUUUUGCCUUUACGGACUCGUGUCUACCGUUUUAAGAUGGAAAAACAAAAUAGCUAAAUUCCACUAGGAGGCUUUAUUUGAACGAAGCAUCAUCACACUGGCAGGAAACGAUAACAACGGAGCGAUACUGGGUGGCCUCGCAAUCCCAGCGACCCGACGAGCUCGCGAAGUGUUGUUUGGAAGACGUCCCUCUAGUACGCGACGGUUGCACACUUGUACAAGCGCAAGAAGCACGGCACCUCAAAUGUUGUAGACGAAAGCAAGGAAGACCUUCUGCGGUCUGUGGACAGCGAAGAACCAUAGCCAGAUUUUGACAGCGGCGACUGGUGCGCGGUAAUUAUUUUUGCGUAUUGGGCGUGCGUUUCCUAAAAUUGGUUCUAUGAGGUAUGUGUUCAAAGUCCAGUAUUUUAGGUGCACGGUACAAUUGGGCACCAAUUAAAUUUUUCAAUAUCUGGGAGCUAAAUUUGCCUCCGUGUAAAAAUCAGAGGCGCGUUAGAAUCGUGCAAACACGGUAUGCUUGACUCUUUAUUUAUUUCAUGCAGGCUGUCUACAAGGGCAGAUCGCGCACACCUUUUUCCUUUUCGUUAACUAUCACCACACUAGACCAGCGUGGUUGUUGUGAUCGUAAUAUUUUACGCUGUGGUUAAGUAAGCAACACAGGAUCAUACUGGCAGUGUGGCACCCAGGCUUUUGACGCCUCGUAGGCGGCAUAUAUUUCGCAUGGAUGUCUAAAAUAAAAAUGCAAGUUAAGCUCAAAGGCGGUUGUAUAAUUUCUUUUCUCUUAUAUCCUCUCGCAUGUUUCCCUUCCAUAACGCGGCUCCCCGUCACAUUUUGGGAGAGGAGGUCGCCAAGACUAUUAGCCUCCCGACAGAAGACCAAGGUUGAGUGUCUGUCUUUUAAGUAAAGGUCUCAAUAACUGAUGAGUGGACCACAGACAAUCUCUGACUUGCAUCUGCAAAUAUUCCUUGUGCUUGUAAAAUAAAGGCUCUUUCAGCUUGGAUAUGCUCCUGCGACCUAUG
Ixodes scapularis (black-legged tick) is the source of this 2618-nucleotide messenger RNA. Its product is annotated as abasic site processing protein HMCES. Gene Ontology annotation, biological process: DNA damage response. The transcript has 8 exons. Lineage: Eukaryota; Metazoa; Arthropoda; Arachnida; Ixodida; Ixodidae. The record is from RefSeq and is a predicted model, not a curated record. Gene Ontology annotation, molecular function: single-stranded DNA binding. The coding region runs from base 116 to 1336 and encodes 406 amino acids.